This is a messenger RNA of Leptosia nina, 687 nucleotides long. The record is from the annotation of a GenBank genome assembly. Lineage: Eukaryota; Metazoa; Arthropoda; Insecta; Lepidoptera; Pieridae.
AUGAACCUAUUAUCUAGAAAUAUUCCAAUCUUACGUUGUAAUAGUUCAAUCUUUGCUGUAUCGGUUUAUGGAUCAACCGCAACUGAAAUAAAUUUCACGCGCCGGUUUUUAAGCAAUAAAAGUAAUGGUCUAACAAAAUCACAGGCUAACAGCGAGAGAGCUGAUGUUUCAACUGAUGUUAGACCUAUAGGGGAAAAGGUUAAGGAAGCGACAAAGACUGUAUCUUACACUGGAAUUAUAUUGGUUGGCGUUGGAGUAACUGGUGUCAUAUUUUAUUAUGUAUUUAGAGAACUGUUUUCAAGCAACAGUCCUAAUAGUAUAUAUUCAGUAGCUUUGGAAAAAUGCAAAAAUGAUCCAAGAGUGGAAGAUGCUCUAGGCUCUCCAAUUAAGGGCUAUGGUGAAGAAACAACAAGGAGGCGGAGAACACAUGUAAGUCAUGCUGUCUAUGAGAAAAAUGGAGUUAAGCAUAUGAGAAUGAGAUUCUAUAUUAAGGGAAUAAGAAAUAAGGCUAUUGUGGAGCUAGACAUGAAACAGAAUGACUAUGGAAAUUAUAUGUGUCGGUACUUACUGGUGCAACUUGACGACUACAGCGGUAAAACCUUUAUUAUAGAAGACAACAGAACUGAUUUGGACCAAACCAAAGCUGAAUUUGGUGGACAAUUACCAAGCUUAACUCUUACCCAGUAG